Medicago truncatula (barrel medic) is the source of this 2024-nucleotide messenger RNA. RefSeq names its product nucleobase-ascorbate transporter 2. Gene Ontology annotation, cellular component: membrane. The coding region runs from base 292 to 1866 and encodes 524 amino acids. The record is from RefSeq and is a predicted model, not a curated record. Gene Ontology annotation, molecular function: transmembrane transporter activity. Gene Ontology annotation, biological process: transmembrane transport. Lineage: Eukaryota; Viridiplantae; Streptophyta; Magnoliopsida; Fabales; Fabaceae. The transcript has 13 exons.
CAAAGUGAAGAAGAAAGGCUUGAAGCAAGUGCAAUUUUGUCUUACUCAAUUGCCCUGUUCACACACACACACACACACACAGAGACACCAUUUCUCAUUGUCUCUCUCUUGCUUCCAUCAUUUCAUUGGUCUUUACCUUCUCCUUUUCAACAUUGACUCACUCCAACCUUACUUUCCCUUUCCCUCCAAAGUUGUUUCUGUCUUUUCAUCCACCUUUCCCUCAACCCUUUUCUUUUCAUCCUUCAUAGCCAUUAAUAUUUCAGCAGUGUCACACAAAGUGUGGCUUAAAUCAUGGAAGCUCCAAAGCAAGAAGAAGUAUACCACCCACCAAUGGACCAACUUCAUGGCAUAGAGUACUGCAUAGAUGCAAACCCUUCUUGGGUGGAGUCAAUAAUUCUGGGUUUUCAGCAUUACAUUUUGGCUUUAGGAACUGCAGUGAUGAUUCCUUCAUUUCUUGUGCCUUUGAUGGGUGGAACUGAUGGUGAUAAAGUGAGGGUGGUACAGAUUCUGCUUUUUGUAGAAGGAAUUAAUACACUCUUUCAGACACUCUUUGGAACUCGGUUACCAACAGUGAUGGGAGGGUCUUAUGCAUUUAUGGUCCCAAUUAUAUCCAUUAUCCAUGACUCCAAAUUGGCCUCCAUAGAAGACCCACAUUUGAGAUUUGUUAAAACCAUGAGAGCAGUUCAAGGUGCAAUGAUAGCAGCAUCAAGCAUACAGAUUAUCUUGGGCUUUAGUCAAUUAUGGGCCAUUUGUUCUAGGUUUUUCAGUCCACUUGGAAUGGUUCCAGUAAUUGCAUUAUCUGGUUUUGGGCUAUUUAACCGAGGGUUCCCUGUGGUUGGACAUUGUGUUGAAACUGGAAUUCCCAUGUUAAUUCUGUUUGUAGCAUUCUCUCAGUACUUGAAAAACUUUAAUGCAAGACAACUACCAAUACUAGAGAGAUUUGCUUUGCUUAUAUCAACCACAAUUAUAUGGGCCUAUGCACAUCUCUUAACAACAAGUGGAACAUACAAACUCAGAUCAGAAUUAACGCAAUAUAAUUGCCGGACAGAUAAAUCCAACCUCAUUUCUUCUGCUCCAUGGAUGAAGAUUCCAUACCCUUUUGAGUGGGGUUUUCCUACAUUUGAUGUUGGCCAUGCUUUCGGCAUGAUGGCUGCUGUUUUGGUCUCCUUAAUUGAGUCAACUGGAGCAUACACAGCUGCCUCCCGGCUAGCAAGUGCAACACCGCCGCCUCCUCAUGUUCUAAGUCGCGGUGUUGGCUGGCAGGGAAUUGGAAUCUUGUUAAAUGGACUAUUUGGAACACUGACUGGUUCAUCUGUUUCUGUAGAGAAUGUAGGGCUUCUAGGAAGUACUCGUGUUGGUAGUCGAAGAGUCAUUCAAAUUUCAGCUGGCUUUAUGAUAUUCUUCUCAAUGCUAGGAAAAUUUGGUGCUUUUUUUGCAUCAAUACCCUUCCCUAUUUUUGCUGCUAUGUACUGUGUCCUGUUUGGCCUUGUUGCUUCUGUGGGGCUAUCAUUUUUGCAGUUUACUAACAUGAACUCAAUGAGGAGCCUCUUUAUUACUGGUGUUUCCCUUUUCUUGGGAUUAUCUAUUCCUGAGUAUUUCAGAGAAUUCACUUCCAAGGCCCUUCAUGGCCCUGCUCAUACAAAGGCUAGAUGGUUCAAUGAUUUUCUCAAUACUAUCUUCUUCUCAUCCUCGACUGUUGCAUUCAUUGUUGCCGUGUUCUUGGACAACACUCUUGAUUACAAGAAUAGCUCCAAAGAUAGGGGAAUGCCAUGGUGGACCAAGUUUAGAACAUUUAAUGGAGAUACCAGAAAUGAAGAGUUCUACACCCUUCCUUUCAACCUCCACCGUUUUUUCCCUCCAUCUUAACGAAGAAAGUUAUGUUUCUUAAAGAACAUUUAAGGAUUAUAUUUUCUUAGUGUGAGAGUUAGGAAGAGUGAUGACUUUGUAUCAUAUUGGUGAAUUCUAAAUGAAAAGAUUUAUCGUAGUUUAACAUAGAAUUCUUCAUGGCUUUUCUUUUUGGACUA